Messenger RNA from Elaeis guineensis (African oil palm), 2209 nucleotides. Its product is annotated as FKBP12-interacting protein of 37 kDa. Gene Ontology annotation, biological process: mRNA modification; regulation of alternative mRNA splicing, via spliceosome. The record is from RefSeq and is a predicted model, not a curated record. Lineage: Eukaryota; Viridiplantae; Streptophyta; Magnoliopsida; Arecales; Arecaceae. Gene Ontology annotation, cellular component: nucleus.
GCUCCCUUCUCCCCUCAACCCCUCGCAUCACAAAUCGUAUCCACCUAAUCUCCGUCUCUCGCAUCGUCUCCGGUGACCACUCCUCGAUCGACAGGAGCAUCAGCCGGCAAAUCCAGUGAGGCCAUGGGUGAAAUCCGUCGGUGCAGGAGAGGGGAGGGGUGCGGGUAAAAUCGCGCCGGUACUUCCAUAAAUCAUGGAUCACUGACAUGCUCUAUGAUUUUUAUUAGGGAGGGAAAGAGAGGGGACAGGCGGGCCGGGCCGGGCCGCAGAGGGUGCAGGGGGCGGUCGCGCGGGGUGCGGAUUGUGCGGGAGGUGCUCAGGGUGGCGCCGCAAAAGGUGGGGUGAAGGGGCGGGGGCUUGAAUUUGCCGGGGCUGGGGGAAGGAAGGAGAGGGACGACGGUGGGGUGGGGCCGGAGCAGGAGGUUGGAUCUGGACCGGAGCAGGAGUUGGGUUUAGGGUAUAACUCAUCAUAGCAGGAGGUUGGAUAAGGCCAUAGCAGGAGGUUGGAUCCGGACCGGAGCGAGGUCUUAUUCUCUGGUUUGGCCGCUGGGUCCGCUGGGCUCUUAUACUCUCGAAGAGUCCAAUCCCUAAUCAAAAAUCGGCGAGGGUUCUCGACUACUUGUCUCCCCUCUUCCACCGCCUCUCCGGUCCCCGAAGCUCGUCCCUCGUCGCCAGUCGCCGGUCGUCAGUCCAAGCAAGGCGAAGGCGAUCCCCCUAUCGGGCUGACUGCGGUUCCAUUGAGGGGCUUCUUUGUUUCUUUGUAGCAGGAGAUUGAAAGCGGCAGCAGGAAAAGGGGCAUCUAGGGUUUGGAUUCCGAUGGCUUCUCAUUCCCAUCUGGACGAUGAGGAUGAUUUCGGAGGAGAUUUUUCUGGAAGCCAUAACAGCAAUAGACACAUAGGUGAUAAAAGAACUUUCGGAGAUCUCGAUGAGGAGGAGGACGAUGUAUUUGGUCCUAAGAAGGGAAAAUCAAGGGUCGAAGAAAGUGGACCUGGUGCAGCCACAGGGAUGAUUCUGUCUCUACGUGAAAGUCUGCAGAACUAUAAGGAUAACCUUGCAACAUGCCAGGCAGAGUUAGAAGCUGCAAGAUUAGAGAUUCAGAAGUGGUAUUCUGCAUUUCAGACUGGGCCAGUGACACCACCAGGCACAUCUCCAGAACCUGGAUUGGUGGUAACUUAUCUCCAGAAUUUGAAGUCUUCUGAGGAGUCUUUAAAAGAACAGUUAGAGAAAGCAAAGAAAAGGGAGGCUGCAUUUAUAGUAACAUUUGCAAAACGAGAGCAGGAAAUUGCAGACUUGAAGUCUGCAGUUCGGGAUUUGAAGACGCAAUUGAGACCACCAUCGAUGCAGACUAGGAGGUUGUUACUUGAUCCAGCAAUACAUGAGGAGUUUACACGUUUAAAGAAUUUGGUUGAAGAGAAAGAGAAAAAAAUUAAGGAGUUGCAAGACAAUGUUGCUGCUGUCAAUUUUACUACAUCCAGCAAGCUAGGACAGAUGUUGGUGGCCAAGUGUAGAACCUUGCAGGAGGAAAAUGAGGAGAUUGGCGCAAUGGCUUCUGAAGGAAAAAUCCAUGAGUUGGGAAUGAAAAUUGCUGUGCUAAAAUCUCAAAAUACUGAGCUCAGAAGCCAGUUUGAUGUGUAUAAACAUAUGGAAGGGCUAACAAAUGAUGUGGACAGAUCAAAUGAAAUGGUAUAUAUUUUGCAGGAGAAGCUAGAAGGGAGGGACUAUGAGCUGAAAAAGUUGAAGGAAAUGCGAUCGCGGAAAGAAACAACACAGGAAAGAGAUGAAUUUGCUGAUGAAAAGAAAGCAGUCUAUGGUGCAGAUUCUGCAGAAGCUGAGGCUUGAGAAUCUUUAUUUUUGGUUUUUAAAUCCCAAGUAUUUGGAAAUACAGUGGUUGGCAUUUGUUGAGAAACUUGUUCUUCACUCCGGUGUAUGGUUGUAUCUACAAGAUUAACUUAUUUGCUGGUGGACCGGUGGCUGAUAUUUUUAUACUAGCCAGGUGAUAUGUUCUUGGUGGAUUCUUGUCUGCCAGUCACCGGUGAUCAUUAUUCAUGCUUUAUAUGGCUGAUCUCUAGUUAAAACUUUCCCAUUUCACAAGAAGAUGAAGUAUUGUGUACGGGAUGUCUGCAUGAGGCGGUCUGUGCAUAUGAUUAUCCUGUAAUGGGAUAAAUUUUUAGGGUGUGCGGUGCACAGUUCAAAAUACAGGUGUUACGUU